Molecule: messenger RNA, 450 nt
Organism: Ilex paraguariensis (yerba mate)
Lineage: Eukaryota; Viridiplantae; Streptophyta; Magnoliopsida; Aquifoliales; Aquifoliaceae
Source: the annotation of a GenBank genome assembly
AUGACCACGGCUGACAUUCUCGACAACGUAAAUGAUCCAAUUAUUGAUAUGAUCACUAGAGUUGCCGGCACUCCUCUUGACUUUGGUGGUGGGCACGUUGAUCCUAACAAGGCCAUGGAUCCCGGUUUCGUGUAUGAUAUACAGAACAACAAUAAUACAACCAGCUAUACCUUCAAGAGGGUACUGACCAACGUAGUUGAUUCAAGUUCUGUCCAUCGUGCGGUGGUGACAGCUCCAUCAGGUAUGAAAGUUGUUGUCCAGCCAGCAACAAUCUCCUUCCUGAAGAAGAGCAGCACAGCCAAUUUCAGUUUGACAGUGGACAUUGAUUUGGGUCUUCGCCCACCGAGUGAUUACAUUGGCAAUUAUGGGUACUUAAGCUGGCAUGAGGAAAAUGGAAAACAUGUCAUGACAAGUCCUAUAGCGUCUGCAUUGCACCUUAAGCGACGAUAG